Molecule: messenger RNA, 1360 nt
Organism: Archocentrus centrarchus (flier cichlid)
Lineage: Eukaryota; Metazoa; Chordata; Actinopteri; Cichliformes; Cichlidae
Gene: nipsnap3a
Product: nipsnap homolog 3A (C. elegans)
Exons: 6
Coding region: 77-835 (252 amino acids)
Cellular component (GO): mitochondrion
Source: RefSeq, a predicted model, not a curated record
UCGUAGAGGAUCUGCGCCCCCUGCAGACCUCCUCCUCUCCGAGCUUCUUCUUGCAGUCCGACUUGUUUCUGUCACCAUGUUGAAGUUGAGCUGCUCACUGAGGUCCGCCGCGGGCCUCCUCAGACCCACUGCUGCUGCCGCCGCCGCACAGCCACAGGCGCGCUUCGGAACCGGCCCCCAGCAGGAACACAGAACCUUCUACGAGUUCCGCACCUACUGCAUCCGCCCGGAGCAGAACGCAGCCUUCCUCAAGCUGACCGCUGAGAAGAUCCACCUGCGCACCGCCCACUCUGAGCUGAUUGGCUACUGGAGCAUUGAGUAUGGCGGCCUGAAUAAGGUCUUCCAUAUAUGGAAAUAUGACAGUUACUCCCAGCGGGCGGCGGUCAGGGCGGCGCUGGCUCAGGACCCUUCCUGGGUGUCGGAGUAUCUCUCCAAGGCCUUACCGAUGCUGGCAUCACAGGACAACGAGGUCACCUACAUGGUUCCUUGGAGCCGCCUGCAGAGUCCGCCGAAGGAGGGUGGUGUGUACGAGCUGGCUACCUUCCAGAUGCGACCCGGUGGUCCGGCCGUUUGGGGUAAGGCCUUCCAGGCCGCCGUCAAUUCCCGGGAUGCACCUGGGUACGGCAGGCUCGUAGGAGCUUUCCACUCCGAGUUUGGACUGCUAAAUAGAGUUCACGCCCUCUGGUGGUUCGAGAGUCCCGACCAUAGAGCUGAAAUUCGACACACGGCUCACCACGACGCCAGAGUGGUCGCUGCAGUUAGGAACAAUGUUGUCAAUCUGGACUCUCAGAGGAAUCAGCUCAUGUUCCCGUGUCCUUUCUCUCCUCUGAAGUAACUUCCUGUCCUGAUGCCUGCGCCUCACCUGGAACAAAGUUUAGCAUGUUCACCUGAGCUUUAGUUUGACCCACGUGGGUCUCUGUAGAGCUCCGCCCCUUUCCCUUGAUGAACCAAUCAUAGUUCAGCAGCUCAAAUAUCUGAUAAUCACUGAACUAUCAGACUAUUCAGCUUCGCCAGGAGUGAGUCAGUGACAGCGACAGCAUCCAAUCCCGCGGUGUGACUGAAAGGUGGGCGGGGCUUCUCUCUGCUUUACAUUAACUUUAAAGCUGCAAAGUGUGAAAAUAACUGGGAAAUAAAUGUGACUCAGACUCUGUGGACUGUUUUUCCUCAUGCAGGGAAUUAUUUUCCACAGCUGAUGAUUUACAAGUCAUUUUAAAGCCAUUUUAAGCCUUGAGGUGAUUGUUGUGAUUUGACAUUAUAUAAGUAAAAUAUAUAAAUAAAAUUAGAUGUAAUUGAAUUGAAACCUAUAUAUACAAUAAUAUUUGGAAUGGUUUGCCCCUCAGCAUCCACUGACCCCACGCUG